Molecule: messenger RNA, 2447 nt
Organism: Sebastes umbrosus (honeycomb rockfish)
Lineage: Eukaryota; Metazoa; Chordata; Actinopteri; Perciformes; Sebastidae
Gene: c1galt1la
Product: core 1 synthase, glycoprotein-N-acetylgalactosamine 3-beta-galactosyltransferase, 1a
Exons: 4
Coding region: 209-1420 (403 amino acids)
Cellular component (GO): membrane
Molecular function (GO): N-acetylgalactosaminide beta-1,3-galactosyltransferase activity
Source: RefSeq, a predicted model, not a curated record
UCCAGAGCUAAAGCCUCCAGUGAUGCCGGAGAAUGUGAUUCUGCACCGAUCAGGCUGUUUCCUCUCACUAAUCAUCUCAUUUGGGCGACGCAAAAUAGGGACGACUUCGAUCAGAAACAAUACAUCGGAUCAUGUGACGAUAUGACUGACAGGUGUAGCAGUCAUCAUGCUGUAACUGGGACAUCACGGUGCUGGGGACGGUCUCACCAUGAAGGGCUCCAGCUCCAGAUGGGCCUUCUCCCUGGGCUUCUUGGUCGGGGCCUGCAGCAUCUACUUCUUCCUGCGCCAGGUGUGGUUUGAGAGGAGCUACCCCGUGCUGACAGAGGCUCAGGAACAAGCCACAGCGGUGUCGGAGAGACCAACCAGCUGGAGGAAGGAGGGAGCCGCUCUCAUCAACCUGCUCCACCCUCAUCAUGCAGAUGAAGACAGCCGGGUGGCAGAUGCAUUGUACCAGAAGGUACGGGUUCUCUGCUGGGUGAUGACGGGGCCGUAUAACCUGCAGAGCAAGGCCCGCCAUGUCAGGGCCACCUGGAGUCGCCACUGCAACGUGGUGGUGUUCAUGAGCUCCGAGGACGACCCGGACUUCCCCACUGUGGGCCUGGGCACCAAGGAGGGCCGCGACCAGCUCUACUGGAAGACCAUCCGAGCCUUCCAUUAUGUCUAUGAGCACCAUGCAAGUGAAGCCGACUGGUUCUUAAAAGCAGACGAUGACACCUACGUGGUGGUGGACAACUUGCGCUGGAUUCUGUCCAACCACACCCCUGAAGAGCCCGUCUACUUUGGCAAACGCUUCAAGCCGUACACCAAGCAAGGCUACAUGAGCGGAGGGGCCGGCUAUGUGCUCAGCAAAGAAGCCCUCAAGAGAUUCGUGGAAGGUUUUCGCACCAAAGUUUGCUCGCACACCACACCUGUGGAGGACUUGGCGCUGGGGCAGUGUUUGGAGAAGAUGGGCGUCCUGGCGGGCGACUCCAGGGACACUUUGCAUCGAGAGACUUUCCACCCGUUUGUGCCAGAGCACCAUCUAACUGGCAAGUUCUCCAAGAGCUUCUGGUACUGGAGCUAUUGUUACUACCCAAUUGUUGAGGGUCCGCAGUGCUGCUCUGACCUGGCAGUAUCUUUCCAUUAUGUAGAAGCAGAGCUGAUGUACACGCUUGAGUACUACACUUAUCACCUGAGAGCGUACGGCUACAGGCCACGCUACCGGCCCUCCUUACGCCUGCAGGGUCUGAGCCUCGACCCGCUCUCACAGACGGCGGGACUCAAAGGGGUUCAGGAGGUGACGGACGGAAGGAGUCACACAACUUUAGCCCUCUAUGUUAGUGGAAACCAAACUAAAGCAGAGACGGAGCUGGAGAAAGGGGGGAAAGACGAUCUAAACUCUCGCAUCACUGAGAACAGGACUGCAGUCACUCACCGCUGAUUCUGUGUUUAAGCUGGGGUGAUUUCCCUACAGUGUGUCAGCUAGUGUUUUCUCCUGACAGGUCUUCCUUGAUCUGAUCACAGUAUGAUUCCAGCCAGUGUGACACUGUAAGCACUCACAGUGAGAGUGGUUUACAGUUUUGAAUAUGAUUCAGUGGCAGCUCUGUAUGGCUUUGGCUAUUUUCAACCGAGAUAAGUUUGACAUAAUCAGCAUUUUAAUUUAUGAAUUUAUGAUGUUACACAGUCACAGGGAUGUGCUUGGAGCGAUGCAGGAAGAUGCGCAUAGAAUGUUAUUUUAAUGUAUUUUACAAGAACCUGAUUUGAGCCAAUAAUGCAGCAGCAGAAGUAUGAAAAGAUUGAAUCAUUGUUAAUUCACUGUUUUAUUUUAUUUUUUUCUUGAAAUGGAGAGCAGCGAUAAAUUGCAGUCCGUGUUUGUGUCACAACUUCAAAAGGUUUAGCCUCUUUUCUAUACAACAUCUUUGCUUUUCUGGUGUUAAAUCUGAUGUUCAUGGUUUUACUUUUCAGAAGUUUAAUUUUAAUAAUUUGAAAUUGAGUUUUUUAGGCUUUCUGAAACAACAUGCAAUAUUUAAAAUUACAAUUUUUGUUUUUACUCUGUGUCCGUUUGUUUUUUUCCUUUGAUUUCCUUUUCAACCAUCUGCAGUUGAAUAGUUAAAGCAGACUCUUCAUCCACAGCCAGCAGUGAUACGAUGUCUGUUUCAGUAGGAACAACAACUGUGCUGUUUAAAAAUGUUUUUUUUUCUUUUUACCUUUGAGUGAGAUGAGAUGCUCUGAUAUGAAAGUGCAUACUUGAAACCCCCUGUACUUCUUUUUGAGAACACUUCUGAUGAACACAGUAUUACACAAUGCAUCCCUCUUGUGAAGUAAUUUUAUAUAACCCAACAAUAAACAUGGUAGCAGCUGUGAUUGAACAUUACUGUCUGUACUGGUGUCGAGCUUGAAGAAUCACUCAUAAACAGCUGCAGGAAAAUGCACCGACGUUUUAAAAUGAAUAAAUGAUGUAUAAAAAA